AUGGAAAGACGGGCCAUCUUUGAAAGGAGAGUGAGAGAGAACGAGCCAGACCACUGUGCAGUUCCCACUGGUAUGCCUGGCUGCCCCGCCGGCCUCGAGUACCUCAUGCGGGUGGACCAGCUGCUCGUCCAGCAGCGGGUAGAGCUGCUGGAGGCCCUCACCGGCUUCGAGACGGCCAACAAGUAUACGAUCACGGACAGGCUCGGCCAGCAGCUGUACGUCGCCGUGGAGGACAGCGAAUGCUGCGUGCGCUACUGCUGUGGACCGGGGCGGCCGUUCGACAUCCGCGUCACGGACGUCACCCGGCGUGAGGUACUCCGCCUGGAGCGGCCGCUCCGCUGCCAGGGCUGUCUCUGUCCCCAGGCCUGGCUGCAGCGACUGGAGGCGUACUCUGGGCCGGCGCCGCUCGGCAGCGUGCGCCAGAACUGGUCCGUCUGCACGAGCUCGUUCGACGUGCUGAGCGCGGACGGCGACGCCGUGCUCGCGAUCGAGGGUCCCGCCUGCGCCUGUUCCCUCUGCGGGGACGUGGCGUUCAGGGUGCUGACCGCCGACGGCCGCCGGCCGGUCGGUGAGAUCACCAAGCAGUGGGGCGGUCUGGUGAGGGAGGCGUUCACCGACGCAGACACCUUCGGGGUCACCUUCCCCACCGACUUGGACGUGAAGGUGAAAGCCACGUUGCUUGGUGCUACAUUCCUCAUUGACUAUACGUUCUUUGAGAAAGGAUGA
This is a messenger RNA of Pollicipes pollicipes, 726 nucleotides long. RefSeq names its product phospholipid scramblase 1-like. Gene Ontology annotation, molecular function: phospholipid scramblase activity. Gene Ontology annotation, biological process: plasma membrane phospholipid scrambling. The record is from RefSeq and is a predicted model, not a curated record. NCBI's taxonomy places the organism in Eukaryota, Metazoa, Arthropoda, Thecostraca, Pollicipedomorpha, Pollicipedidae. Bases 1 to 726 code for a protein of 241 amino acids. Gene Ontology annotation, cellular component: plasma membrane. The transcript is spliced from 3 exons.